Sarcophilus harrisii (Tasmanian devil) is the source of this 6459-nucleotide messenger RNA. RefSeq names its product zinc finger protein 850-like. Gene Ontology annotation, molecular function: RNA polymerase II cis-regulatory region sequence-specific DNA binding; DNA-binding transcription factor activity. Bases 662 to 4807 code for a protein of 1381 amino acids. Lineage: Eukaryota; Metazoa; Chordata; Mammalia; Dasyuromorphia; Dasyuridae. The transcript has 11 exons. The record is from RefSeq and is a predicted model, not a curated record. Gene Ontology annotation, biological process: regulation of transcription by RNA polymerase II.
GGUUCCGCCUCUCGGCCACUUCCCGGCUGGGAGAGCCCGGGCAGGGCCCCCCCAUCCCCCCCCCGUUUGCCUCAGUUUCCUCAUCUGUAGAAAGAGCUGGAGAAGGAAUGGCCUCCAGAGAACUCCAAGGGGGGUCGGACACGAGUGAGCCACAAAUUAUCUCUCGUUCAUCCUCUUCUGUCUCUGCAUGAGAGGUUCGCGGAACCCUAGAAUUAGAGCCGGGGGGGCCUAACCCCCGCUUCCCCCCACCUUGGGUUAUGAGCGUCCCCCUAGGACUCCCUAGCCCGGCAUUGGGCAGUGCGCCUGCGCCAGAGCCUCCUGGACUUCAUUUCCCAGCAUCCUCGGUUCUCAGCCCCUCCCACGUGAGCCACAGAGCCCCGCCCCCUAGCCUGCGGAGGCCUUGACAGCGCGAGACGGAUGCUGGGACUAGCCCUGGAAGGGCUCCUUCGGAGCUGUUCCUGCGCAGGCGCAGCGGUGCGGACUGCCGAAAGAGCGCUUGGACCACGGUGGCAGCAGCAGAGGGUCUCCUGCCUCCUCAGAGGGGUCCAGGGACGCUUCCACCGCUGCAUCCCUCCCAGAGCAGGACCUCCCGAGCCUCGCUUCCAGCCCCACGGAGGCUGCCUCGGUGCCAGACCCAGGGAAGCUGCCUCGGUGCCAGGUCAUGGCCAGGCCCCUGAGCCCCCGAGAGCCCGUCGGCCUCCUGAGAAUAAAGGUGGAAGAAGAUCUUCCCGGGUACCAAGAAUUCUUCCUGGGAGGAAGUAAGCCCGGGCCCUCUGGGCAGCCUGGGGCAGUGCCCGUGGCACAGCCAUCCACAUCUGCCGGGCCUGAGGGGACGGGCCCCCGGGCGCUGCAGAAUCCAGGCCGCACACCUCCUUUCCGGGAUUCUGCUCUUCCCUGGCAGGGAAUCCCAGGAGGAGGAGGAGGAGGAAGGCCUCUGACAGCUGGAUCUCAGGAGUCGGUGACAUUCAAGGAUGUGGCCGUGGACUUCACGCAGGAGGAGUGGGGCUACCUGGACCCUGCCCAGAGGGACCUGUAUAGGGAGGUGAUGCUGGAGAACUACAAGAACAUGGUCUUCCUAGGACUUGUGUUUUCCAAACCCAAUGUCAUCCUCCAUUUGGAACAGAGGAAAGAGCCAUGGAGCCUACAGAGUAUUAACAAGAGAAAUGUCCCCAGAGGUUCCUGUCCAGACUCAAAGACCAGACCUCAGACUAAAGCAUCAAUUCCAAAGCAGAGAGUUUUUCAAGAAAACUCUUUCCCGGGGCUGAUAAUAAAAAGACUUCCAAGGAAUAGUCCCAUGUACUCAAAGUUUAGGGGACAAAAAGCCAGAGAAAAUGAGGGCAGUUUAAACAAAAAGCAGAGAAAUCAAGUGAAACCCUUUGAAUGCAGCGAAUGUGGAAAAAGAUUUAUCUACUGCUCUGAGCUCAUUCGACAUUGGCGAAUCCAUACCGGAGAGAAACCUUAUAAAUGCAACGAAUGUGAGAAAACUUUCAGAUACUGCUCGUCCCUGAAUCAGCACCAGAAAAUCCACAUUUUAGAGAAACCCUUUGAAUGUAGUGAAUGUGGGAAAGCUUUUAGCGACAACUCGACCCUCCUUCGACAUCAGAAAAUUCAUUACGUGGAGAAGACGUACAAAUGUAGUGAUUGUGGGAAAUCCUUUAGCUACUAUUCAGCCUUGAUCCGACAUCAAAGAAUUCAUACUGGAGAGAAGCCCUAUGAAUGCAGUGUGUGUGGGAAGGCCUUUGGGUACUGUUCCUCUCUAAUCCAGCAUCAUAGAAUCCAUACCAUAGAGAAGCCCUAUAAAUGUGAUGACUGUGGAAAAGCCUUUACCGAUAGCUCAAACCUUCUCCGACAUCAGAGAGUUCAUAAUGUAGAAAAACCCUACAAAUGUAAUGAAUGUGGAAAGUCCUUCAGUUACUGCUCGGUCUUCAUUCGACAUCAGCGGAUUCACACUGGAGAGAAGCCUUAUGAAUGUAGCGAAUGUGGGAAAUGCUUCAGCCACAGCACGUGCCUUACCCAGCACCAGAGAACGCACACUGGGGAGAAACCCUACGAGUGCAGCGAGUGCGGGAAAGCCUUCAGCCAGAACUCGUCCCUUUAUUAUCACCAGAGAGCACACACGGGGGAGAAACCCUACAAAUGCAACGUGUGUGGGAAAGCCUUCAGUUACAAUGCCUCCCUCACCCAACACAAGCAAACGCACACAGGGGAGAAGCCCUACGAGUGCAGGGACUGUGGGAAAACCUUCAGCCGGAGGACCUACCUUACUGAGCACCAGAGGAUUCAUCUGGCAGAGAAGCUCUUUGAGUGCGGUGAGUGCGGCAAGUCCUUCACUCACAACUCUUCUCUUACUGAACAUCAGAGGUUUCACACCGGAGAGAAGCCCUACGAAUGCAGUGAGUGCGGGAAAGCCUUCAGCCGGAGCACGUUCCUAACUCGCCAUCGGCAAACCCAUAGUGGAGAGAAACCUUAUGAGUGCAGUGAGUGUGGGAAGUCCUUCGGCCAGAGACAGUCCCUUUAUUACCACCAGAGGACACACACUGGGGAGAAGCCCUACGAGUGCAGCGAGUGUGGGAAGUCCUUCAGCCGGAGCACGUUCCUCACUCAGCAUCAGCGAAUUCACACUGGUGAGAGGCCCUAUGGCUGUGACGAAUGUGGGAGUGCCUUCAGUAGGCGGGCAGCCCUCACCAAGCACCAAAACCUUCACUGCAAAGGGUAUCUUCAGAGGGACAGCCAUCCCUUUCCUGUCAUUGACCCCGUGGCACGGACCGGGCGCCCCCCCAGCGCUCACGGCACCGCCGUCUGGCCCGCUGGCCUGGCCCAGACCAGCUACGGGGCGAGGGGGCUCCCGGACUACAUUUCCCAGAAUCCUUCCCGCAUCCGGUUCCAGGAGCUUGGCGGGUCCCCGCGACAUCGCUGCCACCUGCUUGGUGCCCACCUGGGGGGCGCUUGGUACCUGCAGGGUUUCAGCGAGGCUUGGGCCUCGAUCUCUGGAUGGCCCAGGUUGGCCCUGCCCCGCAGCCACCGCCCAGCGCCGGCCUGGGUCAUGGCCGCCUCUCUGUCCCUCCCGGUCCCAGCCCCCCCAGAACAAGUGAGGUUCCUCAGCCUGAAGGGGGAGGAAAACGCCCCCGGGCCGCAGGGAACCCCCCAAGGAGGGGGCCAGACUGCCCACGGACCCUCCUGCCAGGGCUCCAGGACAAAGCCCAGAGACCCACGGGAAGGAGCAGGGGGCGCAUCGGAGCAGUCCUGGACCUCUUUGCCCGGGACCUGCCGGAGGCCACAGCAUCCAAAACACAAGAGUUUCAUCCAAAUUCUUGAGGAAAAAGGUCAGAUGGAGGGUGGCCCCUGGACAAGCAGAACGCAUGUGAUGUGUCAGGAGCCGGUGACAUUCCGGGAUGUGGCCGUGGACUUCAGCCGGGAGGAGUGGGGGCUACUGGACCCUGCCCAGAGGGACCUCUACAGGGACGUGAUGCUGGAGAACUACAGGAGCCUGGCCUCCCUGGGGCUGCUCCAAGCCCAGCCUGAUGUGCUCUCUCAUUUGGAACAUGGGAAUGGACCCUGGAGGCUGGAGACGGGAGACCCCAGAGGCCCCCAGCCAGAUUUAGAACGCACAUCUGCAGCCAAAAUGUCAUCUCCAUUGUUGGAAAGAGUUACAAAGAAUGGUCUCUGGGACUCAAAAUUGGAUGAAAACUGGAAAUGUGAGAACAAGUUAAAAGGACAGCAGAAGAAUCUGGAGAAACCGUUAGAGCAGGGCACAGUCACCCACAAGAAAACACAGAGUCGGGAGAAAAUUUACAAAUGUGAUGAGUGUGGGAAGACCUUCAGCUGGAGCACAUGUCUUACCAAACACCAGAGAAUUCAUACUGGUGAGAAACCUUUUGAGUGUAAUGAAUGUGGGAAAGCUUUUAGCCAGAAAUCAUCCCUCUGUUACCAUCAGAGGACUCACACUGGAGAGAAGCCCUAUCUGUGCAGUGAAUGUGGAAAAGCCUUCAGGUACUAUUCAGUCCUUACUCAACAUCAGCAGAUUCACACUGGAGAGAAGCCUUAUGGAUGCAGUGUCUGUGGGAAAGCCUUCAGCCAGAAUUCCUUCCUUACUCAGCAUCAGAGGAUUCACACUGGAGAGAAACCCUAUAAAUGCAGUAACUGUGGGAAAGCCUUCAGCCAGAGGGCCUCCUUGUAUUAUCAUCAGAGAAUUCACACUGGGGAGAGACCUUAUGUGUGUGGAGAGUGUGGAAAGGCCUUCAGUUACUGCUCAGUCCUCAAUCAGCAUCAGCAGAUUCACACAGGAGAAAAGCCUUACGAGUGCAGUGUCUGUGGGAAAGCCUUCAGCCAGAAUUCCUUCCUUACUCAGCACCAGAGGAUUCAUACAGGAGAGAAACCCUAUGAAUGCUCUGAAUGUGGGAAAGCCUUCAGGUACUGCUCGGCCUUUAUCCAGCACCAGAAGACUCACACUGGAGAAAAACCUUACAAAUGUAAAGUGUGUGGGAAAGCCUUCAGUUACUGCACCUCCCUUUCUCAGCACCAUCAAACUCACACCGGUAAGAAGCCCUAUCAGUGCAACGAGUGUGGGAAAGCCUUCAGCUACAGCUCCUCCCUUACCCACCAUCUGAGAACUCACACCGGGGAGAAACCCUAUCAGUGCAAGGAGUGUGGGAAAGCCUUCAGUUACAGCUCCUCCCUUACAGAGCACCUCAAGACCCACACUGGAGAGAAGUCUUACGAGUGCAAGGAGUGUGGAAAGUUCUUCAGGUGGCGUUCAUCCCUUAUCAAACACAAGACUUCACACAGGAGUGGGUAUAAGGCCCACUGAGAAAAGCUCAGCUCAGACGCAUUUCUUCUAAGCCCCAGACUGCGCUAGCUGUGAUCGCCCUCCCAGCCAUCAGUCUCCCAUCUCCAGCGGCCUUUCCAACAUCUCAAAUUGGAUGUCCAGUAGACAUCUGAAUGACCUCAUCUCUUUCCCCUAAAUUUUCCUCGCCUCCUACCUCCCCCAUUAUGGUGGGGGGCAACACCAUCCUCCUAGUGCCUCAGGCUUUCAGCCAAGGAGCCAUCCUGGAUGUGUUGCUGUCUCUUACCCUCCAUAUCCAGCCUCUUGCCAAAGCCUGUCAGUUCUACAUUUUCAGCCUUUUCUCCUUGGUAUGGCCCCACCUGUACAGAUCCCCAUCACCUCAGAUCUGGACCAGGGCAGUGGCCUACUGGGAGCUCUGGCUACCUCUAGUCUCUCCCUUCAGCCACCAAAGUGAUUUUCCUACAGGAUCAUUCCAUUUCAUCAUCCUAACCAAGUAGCUUCAGUGACUCCUCCUUGCCUUUGGAAGCAAAUGCAGACCUUCAAAGGCCUUUAGAACCUGGCCCCCUCCACUUUUCCAGGCUUCUUGUGAUCUACUUCUCAACACGUUUUCCUCAACCUGGUGACACUGACCUGCAAGAUCCCCAGCUUCUCCCUGGCUGUCAUCGGUGCCUGGGAUAACCCGAAUCUGCUCGGACUGCUAAUCUCUUUGGCUCCUAAAAUCCCACUUUCUGUAGGAAGCCUUCUCCCAACCCCUCUUAAUUCUAGUGCCUUCCUUCUGUUAUUUCCUAUUUAUCUUGUUGGCAGUUUCUUUGUAUCUGUUGUGCUUGUUGUCUCCCCCAUUAGAUUGUACGCUCCUUGAGGGCAGGUACUGUAUUGCCCCCUUUUGUAUCCCAAUGCUUAGCACAGUGCCUGGCACACAGUGGCAUUUAAUAGAUGUUUAUUGAUUAUAAAAGAUUUUCCCCCCCGUAUUUGUCCAUUUUCCCCGUUGAUGUAUGUUAGACUCUAUUUGGAGUCGCUCACAUUCUCUUGUAAGAUGUGAUCGGAAAUAACAGCCACUUGGGGCACCUUCCUGAAGAAAUAUAUUGGUUAAAACCACAAACAAGCUUUAAACAACACAAAGACAUGUACAGAUCACUUUCUAAAGCAAAGGAAGUAAAGAAAUAGAUGGUUUGGACUGUGAAUCUGAAUUUUCUUUGAUUCUAUCACUAGCCUUUGCUCUCUUCCUGUCUUAACACCCACAACCAGUACAUGAAUUUGUUUGUUUGUUUGUCUGUUUGUUUUAAGAAAGAAAUGAAGAAAAAAAGGAAAUAAAAUUUAAAAACGAAAAAAGAGAAAGAAAUGAAAGCCCCACCCCUUCCAUCUUCAGACUCAUCUCAAGUUCAUCUUUAUCAUAGCAUCUUGCAGUCUGAGGUUUCUUAGGGCUUAAUUCCUUCCUUAGCAUCUCCCUUCUGGCUGUGGGCUUUAGACACCCACUGGCAUAUAAAGCCAGUCUCAGUGUGGGGAGGAAGGAGACUCCCAUCUGCCUCCAACACUCACCAGGCCGUAGUGCCCUUCUCUGUGACCCCAGAAGCCGUCAGAUUAUUGAGUUCCUUAGCAGUCCUGCAUUAGUACAAGUGGCUUCUUCCUUGAGAGUUUCCUAUGCCAGUGAAAUCUCAAGGGCAAGUUGCAGGGCUGGG